AUGAGGUUGCCAUCGUCAUAUCUGUCAGUAUCAUUUGUGCGGACCGCCACAUGGAAACAACAGCAGCAUCAUGCGUUAGCUUCAAGACUACAUCAUCUCGGAUCUCAGAGUGUUACUAGACAAAAUAGCACGUUAACACCAAGAGAGCAAUGGCCUGAGCUUUCCGACGCGGACUUUGUACAAAACACGCAAGGAGACAAUGUCAGUAAGCAGCCAGAUUAUGUCAAAUUGAUUCUUACUUCAAGGGUAUAUGAUGUUGUACCUGAGGCGGGUACUCCUUUGACACAUGCAAUUAACUUAUCGCAUCGAUGUGGCUCCAACAUAUAUCUCAAGAGGGAAGACUUGCUUCCUGUGUUUUCAUUCAAGUUGCGAGGUGCCUACAAUAUGAUUGCGCAUUUAAAUUCAAAUUCAAGAUAUCCUAUAUCAGGUGUCAUUGCUUGCUCAGCAGGUAAUCACGCCCAAGGUGUCGCGUAUUCGGCAAACAGACUAAACAUCCCAGCCACCAUAGUGAUGCCCACCCCCACACCUUCAAUCAAGUACUCAAAUGUCUCGCGUUUAGGAUCACAGGUUGUUCUUUACGGUGAUGAUUUUGAUUCUGCAAAGCAAGAGUGUGCAAGAUUAAGUAAAGAAAACAACUUGAUCAAUAUCCCACCAUUUAAUCAUCCAUAUGUCAUUGCAGGCCAAGGUACAGUAGCAUUGGAGAUUACACGUCAAUUGAGACUUGACAAAUUGAGUGCAAUUUUUGUUCCAGUUGGUGGUGGUGGUUUGAUUGCAGGUGUAGCUGCAUACAUGAAGAAUAUUGCACCACAUGUCAAGAUUAUUGGUGUUGAGACCUACGAUGCAGAUGCUUUGCAUGAAUCAUUGCUUAGAAAGGAUCUGGUGACUUUAAACAAAGUGGGACAGUUUGCAGAUGGAACAGCAGUCAAGGUUUUAGGAGACGAGACUUGGAGACUUUGUAAAGAUCUUGUUGAUGAAGUUGUGCUUGUGAAUACUGACGAAAUCUGUGCAGCAAUAAAGGACAUUUUUGAAGACACGAGAUCGAUAACUGAGCCAUCUGGUGCGUUAUCUGUUGCUGGAUUAAAGAAAUAUAUUGAGCAAAAUCCUGAUAUCGAUCACAGAAACAAGACGUAUGUCCCUGUGCUUUCAGGGGCAAAUAUGAACUUUGACCGUUUAAGAUUUGUUAGUGAAAGAGCCGUAUUGGGUGAAGGUAGAGAAGUAUCGCUUGCAGUGACCAUACCAGAACAGCCAGGUGAGUUUGCCAAAUUGCAAAAAAUCAUCCAUCCAAGAGCAAUCACCGAGUUCUCAUACAGGUGCAGUGAUAAACAAACAGCUAACAUCUUUGUUUCAUUCAACGUUGUUGACCGAAAUAGAGAAAAGCCCAAAAUCAUUGAUGCCAUGAGCAAUGCAGGAUUUGAAGUCGUGGAUAUGUCUGAGAAUGAACUUGCCAAAUCUCAUGGUAGGUACCUCGUUGGUGGUAAGUCACAUUCGCCAAGAACCGAUAAUGAAAGAGUAUUUCAGUUUGAGUUUCCCGAAAAGCCAAAUGCUUUAUUCAAUUUCUUGCAAGCUUUAAAGAGUGAUUGGGAUAUAAGCUUGUUUAACUAUAGAAAUCAUGGUCACGAUGUGGGUAAAGUUUUGUGUGGAUUUACUUUGCCCGAGGGUUCGGAGGAAGAGUUUCAAGAAUUUUUGAAAAGUGUCGGCUACACAUUCGUCGAAGAAACGGACAACGUGUUUUACAAAAAGUUUUUGAGAAACUAG
Messenger RNA from Lodderomyces elongisporus, 1755 nucleotides. It is a transcript of the gene ILV1, whose product is annotated as threonine ammonia-lyase. The transcript has a single exon. The record is from RefSeq and is a predicted model, not a curated record. Bases 1 to 1755 code for a protein of 584 amino acids. Gene Ontology annotation, molecular function: threonine deaminase activity; L-serine ammonia-lyase activity; pyridoxal phosphate binding. Lineage: Eukaryota; Fungi; Ascomycota; Pichiomycetes; Serinales; Debaryomycetaceae. Gene Ontology annotation, biological process: L-threonine catabolic process; L-serine catabolic process.